Messenger RNA from Phyllopteryx taeniolatus (common seadragon), 5986 nucleotides. RefSeq names its product plakophilin-4-like. The transcript has 23 exons. Bases 370 to 3909 code for a protein of 1179 amino acids. Gene Ontology annotation, biological process: cell-cell junction assembly; cell-cell adhesion. Gene Ontology annotation, molecular function: cadherin binding. Lineage: Eukaryota; Metazoa; Chordata; Actinopteri; Syngnathiformes; Syngnathidae. Gene Ontology annotation, cellular component: cytoplasm; adherens junction; plasma membrane. The record is from RefSeq and is a predicted model, not a curated record.
UCGAUGUCACUUCCUUUCCCCGAGGAUCCUCGAUAGUGGCUUGUCCGGUUGGAGCAGAUAUCCUCGCACCCGAACAGGAAGUGUGGCUAACCUGCCAGAGCUUUGUGGUUUUCAUUGACCACCGUCUACAGAGACCUGCCUCUAAGGGGAUUCCUCGUGUAGAGCGUAAAAUGAUCGCAAGUUGAAAAGGCAGAUGAGGGGGUGGGUGAGAGUGAAAAGGGAGGAAAUGAGCUCCAGGGCUAGUAGAUGUACUUCUUCCCCUUUGCUCUCGCUUGAGGUUUUCCUUUGCUUGUUGAGAUUUUCGAGGAAUCCCACUGUCGGCGUAAGCAUACUCACCCCCUUGGCUGUAGUUUUGGUUAAGGGCUAAGGAUGUCAGAGGACUUGGAGCUCCAGUUUGAGCGGCUAACGCGGGAGUUGGAGGUUGAGAGGCAGAUUGUGGCCAAUCAGCUGGAAAGAUGCAGACUCGGGGCAGAAUCGCCAGGUGCUGGAAGCAGCAGCUCAUCUGAGAAGUCCCCGCCUUGGAGAACUGCCGACGCCCCCUCCCCAGGGGACCCCCAGUCAAGGCUCGCAGACAGCUCCCAGUCGCCAAGCUACCGCAUCAGGAUUGAGUCGGAGCAGUUGUCUCUGUAUUCCCCGGCGCAGUCCUCCCUCCAUGAAAGGUCCACAGGGAACUCACGUAGUUCAACUCAGAUGAAUUCGUACUCGGACAGCGGCUACCAGGAUGCGACCAGCGGCUACCACAGCAACCAGAAUGUGCUCAAAUCUGAGCUGAGGAUGCAGCACUCCUUCCCUGGCAUGGGUACAAGCACCCCUGUAAAGACUGCCAGGGCAGAGGGGCAGGCGUCAGCACAGGUGCCAUCAGUCGGCGGAGCAAUGCCCGGCCGUGCGGUGCGGAGAGUCAGCUCAGUGCCUUCUCGCUCUCACUCACCACCCCACGUCAGCAGCAUGUCGCCCUCCCGCAGCUCCCUGCGUGCCUCAGCUGGCAGCGGCUACGGCUCGGCCAUCGUCACGGAACCCAAACCCCUCUCCUGCAUCUUCUCCACUACCUUGCCCUCCUCUGCCCAACGUAUCGGUACCAGUGGCAGCAACUCACCCCUCUCCACCCAUAAAAACUCACCUGCCACACUGCGACGGGUGGGUUCUAACAACUCCAGACCGGGCAGCACGAGCCGUACCACGUCGCCCUACCAGGCCUCCGUGGGCUCAUCGUCGGGCCGCAUGGGCUCGCCUCUGCCCCUGAUGGAUAACUGUCAGAUGACCAAGCAGCCCAGUCACUCGUCUCCGGUCCGAACGAGUAUGGUGGCCGUACCCCAGCACUACAGCUCCACUCUGCCCCGCGCCGUCAUCCACAACGCCGACCCUUACAGGCCGCAGGGGUAUGAUGUUUACGAGAGGAGGGCGCGGCCUGACAGCCUCGCAGAAGCUCUGGUGGAUGAUGACGUUCAAGGCAUGCGGAACCCAUAUGCCAGUCAGCACAGUCAGUUGGGCCAGGACUUGAGGUCCACCAUAUCCCCAGAGCGUUGUAUUGCACCCAUCUUUGAGGACCGCAUGUUCCAGGCCCCCCUGUACAUCAGCCCAGGCCACACGCAACAGGGCACCAUCUGCAGGAGCGCCUCAGGAUGGAGGGAGUUGGAGCAUGGGAGUGGUCAGAACCGAUGGAGAUCUGACCAGCGCAAUAGAAGUCAUGCUGUGCAUAUCCCAGGAGUUGGGAGUCUCCAGCGGACAUCCAGUCAGCGAAGUGCCAUGACCUACCAAAGAAACAACUUGGCUCUUAACACACCAUCCACCUAUGCGGAUCCGUAUCGCUCGGCGCAGUACCGGCCAUGCGAUUCCAACUACAGUCGGCAGGCUGCUAUCAUGGAUGAUCCCACCCGCUCGCCUUCAAUAGACAGCAUCCAGAAGGACCCCAGGGAGUUUGCAUGGCGUGACCCGGAGCUGACAGAGGUGAUUCAGAUGCUGCAGCACCACUUCUCCUCCGUGCAAGCCAACGCAGCCGCCUACCUUCAGCACCUCUGCUUUGGCAAUAACCGAAUUAAGGCCGAAGUGUGUCAGCUCGGCGGCGUCAAACACCUGGUCGACCUGCUUGACCACAAAGUCCUGGAGGUCCAGAGGAACUCCUGUGGAGCUCUGAGGAACCUUGUAUAUGGAAAAGUAAUGGACGAAAACAAGAUCGCUCUAAGGAACGCGGGAGGCAUUCCAGCUCUGCUUCGACUGCUGAGGAAGAGUGUCGACGCAGAGGUGCGGGAGCUCGUAACAGGGGUGCUGUGGAACCUGUCAUCAUGCGACGCCGUCAAGAUGACAAUCAUCCGCGAUGCCUUGACCACCCUGACCAACACUGUGAUCAUCCCCCACUCGGGAUGGAGCAGCUCCCCCUUUGAAGAGGACCACAAGCUUAAAUUUCACUCGUCGCUGGUGCUGAGAAACACAACUGGUUGCUUGAGGAACUUGAGCUCAGCUGGUGAGGAGGCUCGAAAACAGAUGCGCACCUGUGAGGGUUUGGUUGACUCACUGCUCUACGUCAUCAAAGCCUGUGUCAACACUUCGGACUUUGACAGCAAGAUAGUGGAGAACUGCAUUUGCACGCUACGGAACCUGUCCUACCGUCUGGAGCUGGAGCUGCCUCCGUCGUGCCUGAUAGGGGUGCAGGAGGUAGACGCCAUUCUGGGAAGCGAGUCGCCGAGCAAAGACGUCAGCUCCAGCUGCUGGGGGAGGAAGAAGAAGAAGAAUAAAAAGAACUCGCAGGAAGACACUUGGGACGGUGUGGGACCCAUCCCGGGUUUCUCCAAGCCACCGACGGGUGCUGAGAUGCUGUGGCAUCCCACUGUUGUGAAGCCUUACUUGACACUACUCGCCGAGAGCUCCAAUCCUUCCACUCUGGAGGGCGCUGCUGGCUCACUUCAGAAUCUGUCGGCGGGCAACUGGAAGUUUGCAGCGUACAUCCGUGCUGCAGUGCGGAAGGAGAAAGGCCUGCCCAUUCUCGUGGAGCUGCUGCGGAUGGAUAAUGACCGGGUGGUGUGUUCGGUGGCCACUGCACUGAGAAACAUGGCACUGGACGUCCGGAACAAAGAACUCAUAGGGAAAUACGCCAUGAGGGACCUGGUCAACCGCCUGCCCGGGGGAAACACCACCUUACUGUCGGACGAGACAGUGGCAGCCAUCUGUUGCACCCUGCACGAGGUCACCAGCAGGAACAUGGAGAACGCCAAAGCCCUGGCGGACACUGGCGGUAUCGAGAAGCUGGUCAACAUCACCAAGGGCAGAGGAGACAGGUUUUCUUUAAAAGUGGUCAAGGCGUCCGCUCAGGUACUGAACACGCUGUGGCAGUACAGAGAUCUACGCGCCAUAUAUAAGAAAGAUGGAUGGACCCAAAACCAUUUCCUCACUCCGGUAUCCACACUUGAGAGGGACAGAUUCAAGUCGCAGCCCACUCUCCCCACCAAUAGUAUUCAGAUGUCCCCCCUCAACCAUCCCGCUGCCAGUGCUAUGUCAUCUCCUGCCAAUCGAGAUCACACGCUGAGAGAUUAUCAGAGAGCGCAGUCAACUAUGCAGUUUUAUAACUACCAAGUGGACAACAGUAUUCACAAAAACCAGUAUACAGGGUCUGGAAAGCAUUCUCCGUAUUACUACCCGUCACCCACACGGGAGGAACCCAGAAGAACACAGCCUUUGUACUAUGCCGACGACCCAAGCAGGAAGACGUACGAUCCGUACAGGAUGUACGCGCAGCAUCCGCACGGCUACGAUGACGCCUACACGGACGAGGUGAUCACGUACGCGCCCGCCGUCGACUACGGCGGCCAGCUGCACACGCUCAAGGCCGCCAACAACUACGUGGACAUUUAUGCCAGCACGCGGAGGCCCUCUUACCGGGCCGAGCAGUACCCCGGAUCCCCCGACUCGUGGGUCUGAAACUCAACGAUCAACCAUGAACUUGGCUUUAAAAAUACUGUGUGUGUGUGUGUGUGUGUGUGUGUAUGUAUGUGUGUGUAUGUAUGUGUGUGUGUGUGUGUGUGCGUGUGUUUGUUUGUGUGUAUAGCAUCUACACACCCCUGUUCAAGUACCAAAUUUUAUAUAAAAAAUAUAAAAAAUUUGACCAACUGAAAUCUUUUUUUUUUUUAAUCCACCAUUGUGACCGAUAACCUGUUAAAGUCAACUGAAAAAAAGGUGUAUAUUUUAAAGAGGGAAAGUAAGUAUAAACAACUGAGAUUAUGUGGUUGCACAAGUGUGCACCCCCUCUUAUAACUGGGGAUGUGGCUGAAAAACCAUGGCUUGGCCUGUAAGAUGUAACUACAAAAAUGGCAGAAAAAAAGCUUACUAAAACAUCUGAACUUUAUAUGGGGUUAUACUGAAGCACUUUAAAGGGUGGCAGGUGUAUGCUGACUCAGAUUUAACAUGAGUUUGAAAGUGAUUGGUUAAUUCAGAACACAGCCCAGCCGACAGCACAGCCCAGUUAUGAUGGUGUGUACACCUGUGCAACCACAGUUUUUUUUUAUUUCUGCUCUCGAAAAUAUUAUUUUUUAAUUAGUUUUAAUGAGCUGUACAGGUUAUAGUUUACAUCAAUGUAGAAGAAAGUUAAGUAAAAUUAUCUUGGUCUUAUUUGUAUUUUAUUUUUUGCGCAAAAAAAACUGGCAUUUGAACAGGGGUGUGUAGACUUUUAUACGCACUGGACGUAUGUAGGGGAGAGAGAGCAGAGGGAAUCAUGGAAUGUGUGCCAAUAGAAGGGAAAUAGUUAAAGUAGUUCAGAGGGGUACACACACAGCGAUUUUUAACGUCUUAAUGGAGUUUUCAAUUUGUGAGGGACCCCACAAAUGACGACCAAAAAAAUUGGAAAGUGGGGUCUUAGUGCUCUUAUUGUGGGUGGUGUGGUGAUAUACUAGAUAAGUGCUCUCCAACCACCGGUGGGACAUUUGGUACAAUACGCAGUAGACUGGACCGACUCGUUUAAGAGAAACAAGCUUCCGCUAAUUACAACAAAUACAAUUAGUGUGAUGUUGCGCUGUAUUUUUAACAAAUAUUCCGUCAAAAUAUUGCUUUACGCGAACUCAGUCCAUGGUGCAAACAAAAUGUUGGGGAGCACUGCACUAGAUGGCCAAAACAGCACACCACACACAACGACAUAUUUGUGAUCAUAAAUAUUGAACAGGUCUAAACCUUUUGUAAGCCUAAUAGUGUAAUAAAUCUUUUUUUGUUGUUGUUGUUUUUGGAAAACAAGAAAAACAAAUUCGCAAACAACAAGAGUCCAGUUGUUUUAAAUACCACCUUUGCCGAUCACCAAGCAAUUUUUUAUUGAUAACGUGACGGUAAGUAAGUAAGUAAUUAUGCUAUCAGGCUAACGGUUUACAAUUGUCGGCCUUGAUCGUUUUCUGAGCAGAUCAAGUCGGAAAAAAUAAUCUUAACACACCCAACACCAAAGGAUAAUGACUCCGGGUAAUAUUUUCGAGACAUCCAACAAUCAGGCCUUUGAUGACUUUUAUUGAAAGCAGUGGAAAAAUGCUCAAAUUCAUCCAAACGUAUGUGUGUGUACCCCGAUUUAGAGACAAAAAAAUCAUGUGGGGGGACAAAACUGGACAUGAUUGACAGUCCUGCUUUGUUUUAGAUGUUAGAUUUGAUUUUUUUAUUUUUUAUUUUUACAACUUGUCAUAGCGCAGUGAGGGGCGUGAGUCAUGUUAUGCGAGGAUUUGCGGGAAGAGUCAAGAUGGAGGUUGUUUGUGUAUGUGCCGAAGCCAACAUGGACGGGGGGGGGGGAAAAAGAUGUACAAAAGGAUGAAAGUGUUAGCUGUACUUCCUGUUGUAACGAUGUUGUGGUUUCUUGUAAAUACAGUACACGUGGCCUGGUUUACACUCGUCUGCACUGCUAUAAAAAUCAUGAACUUGUGCCAUAUUAAAGCUCUAGAGAUAUAUAUAAAUAUGAAGUAUGUGGAGACAACUGGCAUAAAUACAUAAUACAAACAUGAUAUGAUAAUAAAAAACAGUUUUGUUUUUUACA